GACAGAGGCUGAGCGGUGCGAGACGGACGGACGCGAGCGCAGUAGUCACUGGACAGUCUCAGUAGAUAGAUGUGUAGCAUGGAUCAGCGGAGAAAAAUACUUUUAUAUUUAUCAAUUUGCGAUGAAGAAAUGGAGGCAGAGAAUAUAAAAUUUAUUUCUGCUCUUUUGACACACAGUAGACGUCACAGAUUUUAGAUACGUAACCAUAUAAAAUUUCAUCGACAACAUGGAGAAUUUUUUUACUUUUUUUGCGACGGCUGAUGAUGAAACAUUUGAAAAUUCUUAUCGGGUGUCUAGAAAUACCUUUGAAAUAUUAUUCAAUUUAAUUGAGAAUAUUAUCAAGAAGAAUGACACUCACUUCAGAGACUGUAUCUCAGCUAAGGAAAGAUUCGCGAUAUGUUUGAAGUUUCCUAAAUGCCCAAACAUGAAAGAAAUAUGGAUUAAUGCCACAAAACGAUCAGAUGAUUGGUUUCCUUCUCCAAGCAGUGUUGUAUGUUCUCGGCACUUUAAGUCAGAAUAUUUUAAAUUAACGAAAGGGAAUAGGCGAAUUUUAUCUACAAAUGCCGUUCCUACGCUGCACCUUCCAACAGUGAUACCUGGGGACGGAACGGUUGCUCAAAGUCCAAAUACAUUUUCCGAAGUUGCAAAAGUGACACAGACCUUACCAACAGCAGAGAUAUGUCAUGAAGCAUCGCAAUAUCAAAGCUCCGUUACAAUGAACAUGGAAGUAGAAGCGGCUGUGCUACCUAUGCCUUUGACAGAGGUAAGGUUCCAAGCCACUCUUUAUUCAGUUUUUAAUCUGUAAAAUGUUACUUAUAAGUACUUAUAAACCUAAACUUUCAUAUUUGCAGACCAUUGUACAAGCAACAACGGAUUAUGCAUUUUCUUCCACAUCGAAUCAAACUACUAUAAGCUGCAACAUUCGACCAAACCAGAACACUGAAGACUGUUUAGAAACAAUUUCGAAUUUCAGUACUCCUCGAAAAAAGCGUCUUCGCAUAACUAUAGCUGACCUUUCGCAAAAACUUAAACAGUCGAAAAUUAAAGUAAAACGUUUACAAAGUACCGCACGUAAAAAAAAGAUUAUCUCAUUGAAAUCGCUUCUAAAGGAACUACAGGAUAAACAGUUAGUCACUGACGAACAUACAUCUAUCUUGGAACAUAUCGGAGUACAGAGUUCAGAAAUCCUGAAACGUCAAGUAGGAAAUUCAAAGUCGGGCAAAAUAAGUCGAACAAAAUAUUCUCCUCAACUGCGAUCGUUUGCACUUACCUACAUUAAAUUUUUAUUCGGCUAAAGCCUAUCAAUACGUUCGAAAAACUUUUAAUACGUGUUUGCCGCAUCCAAAAACAUUAUCGAAGUGGUAUCAAACUGUCGAUGGUCGCCCUGGUUUCACCAAAGAAGCCUUUAAUGCCCUUAAAAUGAAAUCUGAACAAUUAAAGCAAAAAUUGUUCGGAACACUGAUUUUCGAUGAAAUGAAAAUUAACAAUGAUGAUAUUGAUUACAAUCCGCAGAAUGAAAGGACAUA
This is a messenger RNA of Leguminivora glycinivorella, 1526 nucleotides long. RefSeq lists its product as uncharacterized. The transcript has 4 exons. Lineage: Eukaryota; Metazoa; Arthropoda; Insecta; Lepidoptera; Tortricidae. Gene Ontology annotation, molecular function: sequence-specific DNA binding. The record is from RefSeq and is a predicted model, not a curated record. The coding region runs from base 227 to 805 and encodes 192 amino acids.